AUGACCCAAGCCAGCAUCCAUCUGUCACAGUCUCGCACUCUGACUGAUAUUCAAUCUUAUACUGGCAUCAACAAGGUCCAUCUGGCUCUGGCUGCAUAUCUUAUCCUCUCGUUUCUGCUUUUCCUUGACCCAUUCCAUAUCGGAGCCCCAUUUGCUGCAAAUAUCAUUGCAUUAGCAUAUCCGAUCCACGCUUCUCUCCGUGCAUCCAUCAACAACAAUCUCGACUUGUUGAAGCUCUGGGUGUUGUACUUUAGUGUGUACGGUGUAGUGACAGGUCUAGUAGACAUUGUUGGCCGAGUAUAUAUUCCAUACUACUUUGUGUUCAAGUCGGCAUUGUUGGUAUCGCUAUAUUGGUCACAUUCCUAUGCACUCAAAGAAAUCUACUCACUGGUUGUUGUUCCCAGCCUAACUGAUAUCUAUCUUGACAAAAAACAGUAA
This is a messenger RNA of Batrachochytrium dendrobatidis JAM81, 438 nucleotides long. RefSeq lists its product as uncharacterized. The record is from RefSeq and is a predicted model, not a curated record. The transcript has a single exon. NCBI's taxonomy places the organism in Eukaryota, Fungi, Chytridiomycota, Chytridiomycetes, Rhizophydiales. The coding region runs from base 1 to 438 and encodes 145 amino acids.